Messenger RNA from Pistacia vera, 594 nucleotides. RefSeq names its product CRIB domain-containing protein RIC10-like. NCBI's taxonomy places the organism in Eukaryota, Viridiplantae, Streptophyta, Magnoliopsida, Sapindales, Anacardiaceae. The transcript is spliced from 5 exons. The record is from RefSeq and is a predicted model, not a curated record. The coding region runs from base 139 to 594 and encodes 151 amino acids.
UUUAGCGCAUAGUUGAAGAAAAGGAGCCGCUUCACAUCUUUCGUCUCUCUUCAUUCUAUCUGCCAUUUUAUCUUCAGGCUGAACGAUAAUCUCAAUCGAUCUCUGCACGUUUCAUAGCUGUUUCCUUCAAUCUUUACCAUGGGAACCAAAAUGAAAGGCAUAUACAAAAGUUUCAAAUACAUUUCCCAAAUCUUUGUUGUAAAGGAGCGAGAAAUGGAAAUUGGUUAUCCAACAGAUGUUAAACAUGUGGCACACAUAGGUUGGGACGGCCAAUCUGGUACUGCACCCAGCUGGAUGAAUGACUUCAAGACAGCUCCUGAUUUCUCAACAUCAAUUGGGAACUCAAUGGACUCUAGUAAUAUGGCACUUUCCACAUGGUCCUCCCAAGAUUUUGAACAAUCAAUGGGAGGACAACCGGCAUCUGAUAUAUUUAAAGACAUUCCACCUACAGAUCUUCCAAAUAUUCCCAAGAAACAGAAGCGGAAAAAGAAAUCAUCAACUUCCUCUCCCUUGUGUGGGUCCUCUAGAUCUUCCCGAGCAGCAAAGUCUAGGACUACAUAUAAUGAAAUGGGGACAGCAAACGUGCAAGUAUAG